Daucus carota subsp. sativus is the source of this 1546-nucleotide messenger RNA. RefSeq names its product putative oxidoreductase TDA3. The transcript is spliced from 2 exons. Gene Ontology annotation, molecular function: oxidoreductase activity. NCBI's taxonomy places the organism in Eukaryota, Viridiplantae, Streptophyta, Magnoliopsida, Apiales, Apiaceae. The coding region runs from base 97 to 1347 and encodes 416 amino acids. Gene Ontology annotation, cellular component: cytoplasm. The record is from RefSeq and is a predicted model, not a curated record.
AAAAAGCCCAGAAGAAAAUUCUAAAACAAAUUAGCACGACACGUGUCAUUUAACGGCAGCAAAUCCUUGGACAGACAACGAUAAUAAUCCCCAAUAAUGUCGCUGACAUCAUCGGCACACUUCUCAGUACCACCAAACCCAUUAUUUAGUGUAAAAACGACCACUAUCGCCGCCUCUCGAAUUAAAGCAUCUUCUACUAUGGAUAACAAUCCUCAAUCCACAAACUCACCGUCGAAGAAAGUGGUUGUUUGCGGCGGCGGAGUCAUCGGAGUCUGCGCCGCCUACUAUCUCUCCAAGAAAGGCGCCGCCGUUACUCUCGUCGAGAAAUCAUCCAUCGCCUGCGCAGCCUCCGGGAAAGCCGGCGGGUUUUUAGCGCUUGACUGGUGUGACAGUGGGCCCCUCUCGUCCUUAGCUAGAGCGAGCUUCAAUCUGCACCGUUCAUUAGCUCAGGAGCUAGAUGGUUAUAACACAUACGGCUAUCGCCCUCUCACGACUCUCAGCCUUUCUGUAACUGAAUCGAAAUCUGGUAUUGGGCCAGGCCCAGGGGCUCCGCAAUGGGUCGAUGGGCCUGCAAAGCAAGUGAGGACCAUUGGGACUCCUGAGACUACAGCCCAAGUUCAUCCGCAGCUCUUUACGAGGACUUUGUUGUCGAGGGCUGUGGCGGAGCACGGGGUGGAGGUAGUGAUCGGAAAGUUGGAGAGUGUGGUGGCGGAAGGGGGUUGCGUUACGGCGGUGGAGUUGGAGGGAGGGAGGGUUGUUGAGGCUGAUGCGGUGGUGUUGGCGCUUGGGCCGUGGACAAGUAAGCUGUUGAUGUUAAAUGAGUUGUUCAGAGUUUAUGGGCUUAAGGCCCAUAGUAUUGUUUUGGAGCCUAAAGAAGCUGAUGCUAUUAGCCCACAUGCGCUUUUUUUGAGUUAUUAUGCUGCUGGUGGUGGGAAGCCCAUGGAUCCUGAAGUGUAUCCUCGUCCUACAGGAGAGGUAUAUAUAUGUGGAAUGUCAGCCGAGGUUGAAGUCCCAGAUGAUCCAGAAGAAGUGUUUCCAAACCCAGAAUCAAUUGAAGUCCUUAAAAAGGUUGCCAAGAAUGUAUCAAGUCAUUUGGCGGAAGGGGAAGCCACAGUGAAAGCAGAGCAAGCUUGCUUCUUGCCAUGUACAGAUGACAGUGCGCCAGUCAUCGGUGAAGUUCCAGGGGUGAAAGGAUGUUUUGUGGCAACGGGGCAUAAUUGCUGGGGUAUUCUUAAUGGCCCGGCCACUGGGGCUGCUGUUGCCGAGCUAGUAAUUGAUGGUCAUGCAACUAUUGUUGAUCUUGGAAAAUUCAGUCCUGCAAGAUUUAUUGGAAGGCGAAAGAGUUGAUCAUUUUUCUUUGUUGAAAAGAAACGGUGAAUCAUUGUAGAGUUACAUAUGUGUAUGGCUGGUGUUGUUACUAGUAAAAUCUGUUAGAUUGUGAUGCUGGAAGGCUGGAAAAUGCCAAAUCCUUGCCCUUGGUGUCAUCAUAUCAUUUCACUACUUUCUGACCUUGAUAGAUAUAAGUUCAGUUUCUGAGUUCUUGUAA